Messenger RNA from Physella acuta, 6349 nucleotides. Its product is annotated as lamin-B2. NCBI's taxonomy places the organism in Eukaryota, Metazoa, Mollusca, Gastropoda, Physidae. Gene Ontology annotation, molecular function: structural constituent of cytoskeleton. Gene Ontology annotation, cellular component: nuclear envelope; nuclear lamina. Gene Ontology annotation, biological process: heterochromatin formation; nuclear pore localization; nuclear migration. The record is from RefSeq and is a predicted model, not a curated record.
UUUAUGCUAGGCCCUACCCGUGGCACUCAGCGAGGAUAAACAUCAGUAGCUUUUGACUAUUGGCUAUUCUAGAUCUAGAAAUCUAGACCCAUUGUAAUUGUCGUGUUUUUAAAAUCCAGUUUACAUUUUUAGAUUGAAGUUCUCUAAAACACAGUAUGGCUACCAAACAGGUUAAAAAAAAUGUUACAAUAACUUCGGGAGGUGAAAGCGCAAGUUCAAGUUUUAGUUCGUCUAGCCGACGUUCAGGAGCCGGCAGACCGCCAUCACCCGCAAGGCUAUCGCGUAUGCAAGAGCAGGAGGAGCUCCAAGGUUUAAACGACCGCUUAGCAGCUUAUAUAGAUAAAGUUCGGAGCCUGGAAGCCGAAAAUAGUCGCCUAGCAUACCAAGUAAAGUCUACAGAAGAGGUUGUAAGGAGAGAAGUUACUAGCGUCAAGACCCUUUAUGAGUCGGAGCUAGCUGAACUUAGAAAACUACUCGAUGAAACUGCAAAAGAAAAGGCUCGUUUACAGAUUGAAGCAAACAAGUAUAAGUCUGAUUUUGAAGAGUUGCAGGCAAAAUUUAAUAAACGAGACCGUGAUGCUAGUGCCUUAGAAAGACGAGUCCAAACUUUAGAGAGACAAUUGGCAGAAUUUCAGUCUAGGGAACUUGAAAAAGAAAACCAGAAUUUAAAGGCGGAGUUAAGCAGAAUUGAUCUACAGUUUGCAACAGCUAAAAAGCAAUUGGAAGAUGAGACUUUACUAAGGGUUGAUCUUGAGAAUAGAGUUAAAACAUUGAAGGAAGAUCUUCAUUUUAAAAGUCAAGUUUACGAGCAAGAAUUAGAAGAAUCAAGGAUUCGUACAACUACCCAACUAGAGGAGGUAGAUGGAAGAAUUGAACAAGAAUAUGAGGCACGACUACAGGAUGCAUUGCGUGAGAUAAGAGCACAACAUGACUAUGAUUUGCAGUCUGUUAAAGUGGAGCUUGAAACUCUUUAUAAUAACAAGAUAGAGGAUUUAAGGGCACAAGCUGCAAGGAGUAAUUCAUCAUCUAGUGCUGCCUGGGAUGAGUUAUCUCUGGCUCGAAAAACUAUUGAUGACCUUUCUGUUGAGCUUAAUAAGCUUAAGUCUGAGUAUUCAGGCUAUGAUCAGCGGAUAAGAGAUCUUGAAAAACAACUUGCUAGAGAAAGAGAUGAUUUUCGAACAAGGCUGCAACAAAGGGAUGAUGAAAUAUCAUUAUUAAGAACGCAACUUGAAGAUAUAGAAAUAGAAUAUGCCAAUUUGUUGGAAAUAAAAAUAAAGCUUGACAGAGAAAUAGAAGCUUACAGAAAGCUGUUGGAAUCUGAGGAAACACGACUUAACAUAUCAGCAUCAGUAGACAGAUCAAUGACAAGUACUGCAAGUAGUGGUAAGAAAAGACGUAGAGUAGAUAUAAGUCAAGCUGUUGAAGAGUACACUCAGCGUUCAUCUUCAAGUGGAUACAGUCGCUCAGCUUCAUCAACCUGUGGUAUUGAUAUAUCAGAUGUGGACACAGAUGGCAAGUUCAUUAAAUUGACAAACACAACUGAUAAGGACAUUCCACUAAAUCAUUGGCAAGUCAGGCAUGUUUCUGGAGAUAAUGAGACAAAACAUAAAUUUUCUAAAAAUGUCAUCAAAGCUGGGCAGUCAAUAACUCUUUGGAGUGCUGAUUCAGAUCAAACACACAACCCACCAAGUGAUUUGGUAAUGAAAGGAAAAAAGUGGUUUGUCGGUGGUGAAAUGACAACUUCAUUGCUUGAUUCAGAGGACAGAGAGGUUGCGACUUGUACGAUGUCUAAAAACAUCAGAAGUGUUUCAUCUUAUAGUCAGAGACGAGCAGGUCCAAGAGAUGAAGUGGAUUCUCUAGAGCAUCAUGAUAAAGAUAAUUGCCAUGUCAUGUGAGCAUUGUAUCAGAAGUCAGCUAUUCAUCAUUUACAAGUUAAAUUUUAAUGCCAGUAAAUUCAAGAUUCCAUAAAAUGUUUUAGUAAAUCUGCAUCAAGUAAACUGAUUAUCAUGUAGUCAUACCUGUUACUGGUUUUUUGUUGUAAGUUAAUACCUUUAAUCAAAAUUUUAGUGUAAUUUUCAUUGUAAAUCUAAAAGCGAUAGGGUUGCCCUAAAUGAUAACAUAUUAUUUUAUCCAAUUAUAUUUUUAAUUGUCAUUUUUUUGUUUAAGUGUCUAAUCACAGUACUGCUUUCAUGAUAAUAAAUGUAUUAGUUUUACUCCAUAUACAUUACUAAGUAAAGUAGUAGCCUAUAUUGUAUCUAAGUAGUAAUUCUAUAGAUUGUAAAAGAAUUAUGUUCAGAACCCAAGACUAUUAAACCCUGAAUUUUAUUAUUUACCUAGGGUAAUGUUGGUGCUUAUUAACAUAUUAUCAUAUUCCUAUUCAUUUUUAAGAUCCAUUAGUUUUAUCAAAAAGUGCAUUACCUUGUUUAUGAAGGUGACCAGAAAGAUGCGCAAUGGAAAAAAAGUGCCAUAAAAUUUGCGCGACAGAAAAUAACGUACACAGAAAAAUGCACAAAGAAAUUUUAGCACAAAGACCUAUAUGGACUAGAUGACACAUACAUUAUUUUUAGGGCUGCUGUGAGAGGGUUGUUAAACCUUGCGCGAUCUACUACUAUUUAAAGAAUACCACUACCAUGAGCAUUCACAUCACAACCAUACAGCGAUAAUCACUUGACACAAAGCCUAUUUGUUUCUUGUUCAAUAUAUAUUCAACUACUAAUCUAAGUAAUCUCAUUUAAAUAAACAAAACGAUCCUUCAUAUGGGCAUUACACAGAGUAUCUCUUAUAUUCUCUCUGGUCCGGACUCCCUAGCCUUCAAACCAUAACAACCCUUUCCUAUAGCAAAAUUUCACUCUUUCAUCCGCGUCAUCAAACAUGCAUUCGUUGUAUCUCUCGCACCAACAUACCCUGAUAAAACACAUCAUAAUGAUGUAUUUAAUUUUUUUUCAUCAUGAUGCACCUACCUACCUACUAUAUAUAUAUAUAUAUAUAUGGGUUGGCGGUUGGGUGUUUGUGUAGAUAUAGAUUAUGCACAUGUCCAUUUUUCUAGCUUAUUAAUAGUGUUUCAAAACUCGAACUUUCAUACUGGUUUGGCGUAAUGUUAGUUCACUGAGCCAAUUGAGCCCUACAUUAAAUAGUUAAUCAGUUUAAUAAUGUAGACGCUAUUGGCACAAGUCUGAGUCAAAGCCUGAUGUUAUAAUAAAACUUUGUUUCUUUAUAAAAAAAGUUAUGGAAGGUUUUUUCUGAAAAUGUUUACCAAUUGAAUGCAAAAUAAUAUCAACAAUCAUAGCUCUUCUGUUAUAUAGGCUACAUGCUGCCCAUUUUGCUGUUCAGUACAUGCUUUGGUUGGGUGACACAAACCUUGUAGUGUUAAAAUAGUGUGUAAUUGAGUCAGAGAGAUGUUGCAAGAGAUGUAACAUGUAAAUGAAUUUUCAUUUUUCUGUCUGUGCUUUUUUCUGUUGCGUUUUUUUUUUUUUUUUUUUUUUGCACUUUUUCAGAUGCUUUUUUUUUUAUGGCGCAUCUUUCUGGGAACCGUUUAUAAGAACUGGUACAUUAACUUGCCCACAUUGAUUUGAUAGUUCAUCUUGUUAAUUAAUUAGACAUGCACUGCAAAGAUUGCUGUUUAUUAUAAAACAUUAAUAUGGCAUAAACCCCGCUGGCAUCUGUUAAAAUAUCCAAGUGUUACUGCUACUAUGCCUUUGAUUUUAAACUUCAUUGCUCACUUAGAAAUGUAAUGAAAAAUAGUAUUUGUAGGUACUCCAAUUUGCAGAAAAUCAAGAUUUCUGCUCAUUUUCAUUACUUUUUCACUUCUUUCGAUCACAUCGCUCUCUCAAACAAAUUAAUCUUAUAAUAUUUUUUAAAAAUGGUAUGGUUUUAAAGCUUAACUAAAGCUCAGUAAUAUGUUGUUUGUCAAGUAAUAUGUCAAAUAAUAUUUUUGUUUAUAUGCCUAGGAAAAAAAAUGGAUACAUUUUAAUAACAGUAGUCGCCUAAGAUUUAAACUUAUUAUUGUUAAAGAUUACUUAAAUAAUUAAAAACUACAUUUAUUUACCUUUGAUUUGAUACCAAUUUUAUUUAUCCACUUUAAUUGAUAGCCUAGAAAAUAUGUGAAAGAUUGCGUUUGUUUUUAAAUGGCUACGAUGAUAUGACUGAUUUUCAGUGAUAUGAUGGGUUCGUUUUUUACUUUCUCGUAUAUAUGAAGUAUAGAGAAAGUAUUGUAAUCCUGCACAAAAAUAACAUGAAAUUUUGACAGUUUUCACCGUUUUACUCCUCAGUCCUUCAUCACAUCCGGAGUAUAGAGGACUUAUUUUAAUCAGGCAAAAAUUAUAAAUACAAAUAUAUAAACGUUUUGGCGUUUUAUGCCUUAUCGAGUCUAAAAACUGGACUUUGCAAUUCUGUCUGUGUGUAAACACGAUAUCUUGAGUACCGUUACAGUUAAGUUGAUGAAAUUUCAUAUAUCAGUAUUUUAUCAAAAUCGUAGAUCCUGAUCAACUUUUGAGGCAUUUCCGAUAACCGUAAGUGGUACUUUUUCUACUUUGAAUUCUUCAAAAGCCUAUAAGUUGCAUACUAUUUUAGAUAACAUGCAUGAAAUUUCACACGUAAGUAAAAGAUCUAAUUAUCUACCUUCUGUCAAAUUUUGAGUAAUUUCCGUUGACUGGAAGUACUAAUUUACGCUAUUUCCGAUUUCUCAAAAAACGCAUGUAAAUUUAUAAAGUACUAAUAAUAUCCCGCACUUUUAUACACAUUUUAUUAGGCGUUCACUUGGUGUGGGACGGAGUGGUCUAGUGGUAGAGAGCUGGACUGCUAACCCGUUAGUCUAAAGUUCGAAUCCGAGUUCAAGUCAGGUUAGAAAGGGAAGCUUUUCACUUGGUGUGCAAUUCAUUUUUUUACAAGAUUCUAUUCAAUUAUAAAAAGUUUAAGUAAUUAAAAAUGGAUAACAAAAAUUGUCUAUGUCCUGAGUUGCCAUUCCUCGUAAUUUUAUAUUAGAAUAUUCGAGAAAGUUUCGGGGAGAUCACUCCCGGUUUAUUAAGGAGUGUUGUCGUGAUGUAUUGACCGUUCACCACCGUUCAUCAGAAAUGUGUUGUCUGCUAGAUUUCUCCCCAUUCAAAUACAAGAUUAGUUUGGUAGAAAGCAAGUUAUAAUUUUUUAUAGUUUAGAAUAUAUUUUCAUUAUGUUAAGAACAAUAUUAAAUAAAGCAAUUCAAGUUUUGCUUACUUUUAUGCGCUAAAAUAUUGAUUUUAAGUAUAUAUGUCUGAAAUGACCAUGAAACAACUGAAUCAUGGUACGGUCAUUGUCGGCAGCCAUCACUACCAUGACUAAGGUAAAAAAGUAGGUCAAGCGACAGGCUACCUUCAGUCUUGUAUACAGACAUGCCUACCAUUCUGCCAAAAGUUUGUCCAUUUUUUAUUUUUUUGAAAAAAAUAAAGAAAGAAAAGUAAUAAAUCAAGUUGAAUAAACCAGGAGUGAUCUCCCCUAAACUUUCUCGAAUAUUCUUAUGUAACACUACGUGGGAUGGCAACUCUGAAUAUAGACAUGAUUUUUAAUUAGUUAAACUUUUAAAAAUAGAAUAGAAUCUCGUAGAAAAAAGAAUGUAAGCUGACAUUAGUCGGUAUUUAAAUGUAGCCCAGAGACUAGUUAUAUAUAUAACUAAAAGUCUACUGUCAUUAGACUAAUUUUUAUUUUAGACUUAUUAAAGUAGCUUCUGUUCCUCUUUUUGGCUUCAAAUUCCUUCUUUUAGGCAUGUCUGUGUAUAAAUAUUUAAAAAUUAUUCUAGCAAAAAUGGCUUCUAACAUUUUCUCCAAAAAAUAAAAAUUUCACCAAAAUCCACUAAAAAUACCCAUCUGUUUUCCUAUUUGAAUGCGAAAAUAUCUACAAUAUCAAACAAGGCGCGAAUGGCAAAGUGUGAUAAAGAAACCAUGUAUACCUUUUGUUCCCAGAAAUGAUCAUGAAAUUUUUUACAAAGAAAACAAUCUUGGCCUUGAUCGCUAACCUGAUGUGUUUGAACGGAAUUCUAUUUUUUUCCUACACAUAUCACAAUAAAAACAGCUCCCUAUACAAAAGAAUAUAAUAAAAUAUUUUUAAUUUUAAACUAAAGUUAACUUGUAAAUUUUGAAUGUGUAGUAAAAGGUCAUGUCGACCUAGUUUUUCAUUAGUAAUGGACACCAGCGAGAAAAGUCUCAAAGGUAUUUGAGAGGUGUAUAAAUUCAUUUAAAAAUCAUGCACAGCGUAGUUACAAUUAAUAUGGUUAUAAAAUCCUGUCUAUCUGGUUUUUUUUCGGACUUUACUAAGAUUUGAUGUUUAUAAUAUUUUCGGUAACUAAAUAAAAAUAAAAAAAAAAAGCAAAAACAAUUUUCAC